ACUACGCGCGCUGUGUACCACCGAGGCUUCUUUUAGUCGGACGUUGUGUACAUUGGGAGAACGGUAGCUAUACACCGUCAAUAUAGCGUUGCUGCUCCUUUUGAAUCGCCGAGCUUUUCUACUUUUUUUUUUUUUUUUUUUUUCUUCAAAUUUCUCUCUUUCGGAGUUGACACGCGAGUGCUCUGUUUCGUGGUGCGGCUUUGGGCGAGUGUUAAUUGUGCUUGCUUGCUUGGUUACUGAGAGAAGCGCCGGCUACACCAAGGUGUCAGGGCAACGCUAAAGGAAAAAAUCGUCGAGCGCGCUGCAGCAUCCAAAGCAUCGGUACCAUGAGGUACAAGGUGAACGACCCGGAGAGUCCAACGGCACAACAGCAGCAGCAGAGAGGCACUGGUGUCCCCGAUGAUGCUGCCAGAAGGAGCUCAUGGCAACAGCAGUACAGCGAGCAAUGGGACGAGAAGAAGGCGAGGGCCAAGGAAACGAGGCUAAUAAUCAUCGUGGGCCUGCUCGCGGUCGCUGUGAUUGCCCUAGUCGUGACGCUCACCCUCCAAAUGGCUGUUUUCGGCAGACAGUCCGAGUACAAGGAGAUGUGCCAGAGCGAGGACUGCAUCAGGACGGCGGCGCGCGUGAUGAACGGACUGAACCGCAGCGUCGAGCCGUGCCAGGACUUUUACAAGUUCGCCUGCGGCGGCUGGAUAGCCAAGAACCCGAUACCCCAGAAUCAAAUAUCCUGGGACCAGCUGAACUUGCUGAGAGAGGAGCUUGUCAAGAAUCUGAGGAUACUCCUCGAGGAGCCUGACCGCGACGACGAGCCCAAAGCCGUGGGCAAGGCCAGGUCCUUUUACCGCACUUGCAUGGAUACCGCGAGCGCCGAGGCUAUGGGUCUGACGCCGGUCUUCGAGAGCAUGGCUAGGCUGGGUUUGCCCCGGGAGAUCCCCUUGGAGGACAAGGACACGUUCGAGUUCGACCUCGCUUGGCUGGCCGGUGCAAGUCACCGGCAACUCGGCAUCAACGUCAUGCUCAGCUUCUACAUCAGCGAGGACGUCAGGAACACUUCGCGCAACCGCAUGAUGAUGGAGCAGGUAUUGACGGGCUUCCUGAGCGAGCGCUACUUGCUCGACCCUCAGCGCUUCCAGACGGAGAUCGAGGAGUACAAGAAGUACAUAAAGUCAAUGGUCGAGCUGAUCGGAGCCGGUGAACGCAGCGCCGACUUUGCCGAGGAGAUACUCGAAUUCAGUACCAAAAUUGCAAAGAUCCUAUCGACCCCCGAGGAGCGCAGAAGUGCCAACCAUUUGUUUUACGACAUCACCGUUCACGAGCUCCAACAGGCAACGGACAUCGGUGCGGCUCAGUGGAAUUGGACGACGUACCUGGACAGCGCCUUCAACAACACGAAUGUGACGAUCGUACCGAGCGAGGACCGGGUGAUUGUCAUGGACCUGGACUAUUUGCGGAAGCUGUCUCAGCUGCUUGACGUCACGCCCCGGCCGACAUUGGCGAGGUACGUGUGGUGGAGCGUUUUCUCAUCGCUGGCGCCGCUGACGCUGCAACGGUUCCACGAUCUCGGCUUCGAGUUCACGCGCAAGGCGUUCGGCCUGAAGGAAAUGACGCCCAGAUGGAAGCGCUGCACCAGCAACGUCAACUCCGCCUUUGGCAUGGCUCUCAGCUACGUUUACGUGCUAAGGCACUUUGACGGCGAGGCGCGAGAAAAGGCGCUGAAAAUGCUGACGGACGUGCGGAUGGCUUUCGACAGCAUGGUCUCGGAGCUCGACUGGAUGGACGGGGACACGCGAGCCAGAGCCCACCGCAAGUUGCACGCGAUGCGGCCCUUCGUUGGUUUUCCCGAGUGGAUCAUGAAUCCCGACAAACUCGACGCAUUCUACAAAAGGGCCGAGGUGAUCGAGGGCAAGCUGUUCGAGACGUUUCUCAAGCUGACCGACGUUAACGUGAGAAAGAGCUUGCGCAGCCUCAGGGAGAAACCAGACAAGAACAGGUGGAUAAGCACCGGGACGACCGUCAACGCCUUUUACAGCGCCAUACUCAACUCCGUCACCUUCCCGGCCGGGAUUCUCCAUCCUCCCUUCUACGGUAAUGGACUCGAGUCCAUAAACUACGGCGCUAUGGGAGCGAUAAUGGGCCACGAAUUAACGCACGGCUUCGACGACCAAGGCAGGAGAUACGACGAGAACGGGAAUCUGCGCCAGUGGUGGAGCGACGAGACGCUCAAGCACUACCAGAGCAAAGUCGAGUGCAUCAUCAAACAGUACGGCAGUUACCGUCUCCCCGAGCUAGGUAACAAUUUCACGGUGAACGGUAUAAACACCCAAGGUGAGAAUAUAGCGGACAACGGUGGUAUUCGCGAGGCUUAUCGGGCCUACGAGAAACUGAGGUCGCGCAGUCCAAAUCAACUGGCGUUGCCUGGUCUUGUCGACUACAGUCAAGAGCAGCUCUUCUUCAUUGGUUUUGCACAGGUCUGGUGCGGCAACAACACGAACGGUGCCCUCAAGUCGAAGCUCAUCGAGGGUGUGCACGCACCAAAUCACUUCCGGGUUAUCGGCACUUUGUCGAACAACGCGGACUUUGCCAAAGCUUGGAAGUGCCCAAUCGGUAGUCCCAUGAAUCCGGCCCACAAGUGCAUCCUAUGGUGAUGAUGAUGAUGGUGCACCUAAAUUUGACAGCAGUACUUUUUUUACAUUACACGUGUAUCGUGAAUUAAACUGUUUGUUGGCUUUUGUCCGCUUAAAAAGGGAUUUGCGUGCGUGGAUGCGAGAGUUAGAACUAGAGAAUUUUUUUUAUUUUUUUUUAAAGAUGUUUGAUUGGGAGCUAUGUUAUACAUUUAUUUGCCAAGUGGACGGAAGUGUACUUAUAUAAUAUGUACAGAGUCGGUGGUGACUGUCAACGUGUCAAAUAGUGUUAGUGAUAGGAAAACAAAUUAAAAUAAUUUAAUAAUUGUAAUUGUUAAGUUAAAAAAAAAAAAAAAAAAAAAAAAACC
Messenger RNA from Copidosoma floridanum, 2989 nucleotides. Its product is annotated as neprilysin-11. Gene Ontology annotation, cellular component: plasma membrane. Lineage: Eukaryota; Metazoa; Arthropoda; Insecta; Hymenoptera; Encyrtidae. Gene Ontology annotation, biological process: protein processing. The record is from RefSeq and is a predicted model, not a curated record. Gene Ontology annotation, molecular function: metalloendopeptidase activity.